AUGGCCGGUGGGACUCGGCAAGCUGUAGCGAAGGACGUGAUCCUCUUAGAUGACGAAGACGACGAUAACGAGGAUGGCAAUAACGUGGAUGGAGUUGACGAGGAUGAGACUGACGUGGUGGAAUGGCGGGGUGGCGUGAAGGACACGCGACCGACGAGGGCGAGGGGAGCGGAGAAGCCGUCGGGGAAUGGUAGAGUGGCAAGACGAGUUGCAGGACGGCUGGCGAAGGGAAAGGGGAAGGUGGAGGAGGAGGUGGAGGAGGUGGAAGAGGAGGAUGAGUGCGUGGAAGUAGUAUCAGGCGCGGGAUGCGCUAAAAGCAGUCGCGUUAACAAUGGAUGCAAUGAUGCAGCAGAGAAUACAAAGAGAGGAACGAAGCGGGACCGGGAGGAAAGUGGCGAAGCUUCAAGGCAGCUUCCGCCCACGUCAGGGUUUCAAGCGCAGCGCAUCCGGGCAACAAUGCAAGGCCGUGGGUGUGAGCCCAUGGGCCGGCCGGCAGUGCAAGGCCGUGGGUGUGAGCCCAUGGGCCGGCCGGCAGUGCAAGGCCGUGGGUGUGAGCCCAUGGGCCGGCCGGCAGAUUACGUCCCUUCCCUCCGCGCCGCCGCCCUCCUUCCUCCUCACAACAAAGCACCUCCUCCUCCUCGUGCCACCACCAACACCAGCAACAGCCAGCAGCGUGUUGGUGGUGGUAGUGGUGGUGGUGGUGGUGGUGGUGGUGGUGGUGCUGCUGCUGCUGGUGGUGGUGCUGGUGGUGGUGCUGGUGGUGCCGCCUCUUCCGUUCUCACCAGCCAAUGGGAGGGACAAAAGCUCAUGCUCGUUGAUGAUGAUCCUGACACGCUGCAGAGCGAUCUGAGCCGUCGGUCGGCCGGAGCUGCACGCGAUCAUGCGGACGGCAGCGAUGGGGGUUUGGAGGCGCUGUGGCGGGGCAUGGGAGAGGUGCAGCAGGCCAGAGAUGAGCCCGAGGCACAGAAGCAUGGCGGGGUGUCGGAGACUGUUGUUGAGAAGCAAAAAAGGGCGCGGAAGGAGGACUGUGGAGUGGAAGUCGAGACCUUGGGCAGGAAGCGUGGUGGUGUGGUUACCAGUGGAGGCGGGUCAGAGCGGCCACAUGCACAUGACUCAUCGGGUGCCGCUCUAUUGGACAGAGCUGCAUUGAGGGAUGGCAGUGGAGGAGGGGAUGGGACGUCAGGUGCGUCAUUUGGAGGGCAGAGGCAACGGGAGGGAAUGAGGGGUGCUGACAGGGGUAGAGAAGAAGGGAACGCUGAAGGCUGUGAGGGAAGGGGUGGAAGAGAGGUGGGUAGGAGAGGGGAUGGUGUGCGAGGAGGCGGCGAUGUGAGAGCUGGUGGUGGGAGAGGGGGUGGGGAGAGAUGUGAUGUGGAGAUAAAGGGAUUUGGGCAAGAUGAUUUGUUCAUGAGAAAAGGGGAGGACAGUGCGGUGCGAGUGGCGAGCAGGCGUGGUGUGAGUGGGCGCGUGCAGAGCGGCGGGCUGCUGGCGAUGCUUGGCGUGGCGGAGGUGGUGCCGUCGUCCAGUGCUGACGCUUCUGCAGAUGGGAGCAGCGAGGAGGAUGGGGAGGAGGAUGUGGUCGAGGUGGAGGAGAACCGCAGGAGGGCAGCGGCGCUGCUGGCAGCAGCACAGAGGAAGUGGCUGGCGGAGUGUCGGCAGCAGUUUGAGGCGUUUGUGUUCCCGCCGACAGGCACGGACAGUGUGAUGGUGCGGUGGGAGGAUGUGGAGCGGCUGAAGCCAGAGGAGUUCCUGAAUGAUACCCUCAUUGACUUCUUCCUCAGGAACCAACUGGGGGAUGUGGAGCGGCUGAAGCCAGAGGAGUUCCUGAAUGAUACCCUCAUUGACUUCUUCCUCAGGCAUCUGAAGGUGCAGGCCAUGGAGAAGGGCCGCAUCGCAUGCUCCCUUGCCGCACCCGACCAGGCACUGCCCCCACCACUGCCGCCAGCAGCACCAGGUGCAGCAUCAUCAUCAGGUGCACCUGUUGCUGGAGGGAAGGCAGAUGGUGACAAGGCAGGUGGUGAGAAGCAGGUGGGUGGGGCAAAACAGCCUCCUCCUUUGGUGCAUUUCUUCAACAGCUUUUUCUUCAAGAUGCUCAUCGGCGGAGAGAAGGACGACCCCUUCCCUCCACCCACGCAUGCCCGUGCCGCUGCCGCCACCCGAGCUGCUGCUGAUGCUGCUGCCGCUGCAGCGGUGGAGGCAGCGAAGGGGGGGAGUGGGGAGGAGGAUGGGAAGGCGGCGCACUGGCGGGUGCGCAAGUGGACCAAGGGGGUGAACCUCUUCGCCUGUGACUUUGUCUUCAUCCCCGUCAACCUCAGCUCGAGUAUUCGCCUCACAGCUCAUGUAUUCGCCUCACAGCUCGAGUAUUCGCCUCUCAGCUCAUGUAUUCGCCUCUCAGCUCGAGUAUUCGCCUCUCAGCUCAUGUAUUCGCCUCACAGCUCGAGUAUUCGUCUCUCAGCUCAUGUAUUCGCCUCACAGCUCGAGUAUUCGCCUCUCAGCUCGAGUAUUCGCCUCUCAGCUCGAGUAUUCGCCUCUCAGCUCAUGUAUUCGCCUCACAGCUCGAGUAUUCGCCUCUCAGCUCAUGUAUUCGCCUCACAGCUCGAGUAUUCGCCUCUCAGCUCAUGUAUUCGCCUCACAGCUCGAGUAUUCGCCUCUCAGCUCAUGUAUUCACCUCACAGCUCGAGUAUUCGCCUCUCAGCUCAUGUAUUCGCCUCACAGCUCGAGUAUUCGCCUCUCAGCUCAUGUAUUCGCCUCACAGCUCGAGUAUUCGCCUCUCAGCUCAUGUAUUCGCCUCACAGCUCGAGUAUUCGCCUCUCAGCUCAUGUAUUCGCCUCACAGCUCGAGUAUUCGCCUCUCAGCUCAUGUAUUCGCCUCACAGCUCGAGUAUUCGCCUUUCAGCUCAUGUAUUCGCCUCACAGCUCGAGUAUUCGCCUCUCAGCUCAUGUAUUCGCCUCACAGCUCGAGUAUUCGCCUCUCAGCUCAUGUAUUCGCCUCACAGCUCGAGUAUUCGCCUCUCAGCUCAUGUAUUCGCCUCACAGCUCGAGUAUUCGCCUCUCAGCUCAUGUAUUCGCCUCACAGCUCGAGUAUUCGCCUCUCAGCUCAUCUAUUCGCCUCACAGCUCGAGUAUUCGCCUCUCAGCUCAUGUAUUCGCCUCACAGCUCGAGUAUUCGCCUCUCAGCUCAUGUAUUCGCCUCACAGCUCGAGUAUUCGCCUCUCAGCUCAUCCAAGCCCAUGCGGGCCGCCAUCCGCCGCACCGUGCUGCAGCGUGCCGGGCUGGGGGAGCUGGUGGCUCGCGAACCCAUGCGGCACCCGGGUUCCCUUUUGCGUGAACCCAUGCGCGAACUCAUGCGGCACUCGGGUUCUCCGGUGCGCGAGGAGGCUGUGACAGGAAAGGAACCCAAAAGCGAGGAGGCCGUGGCAGGGAAGGAAAAGGAGGUGGAGGGGGAGGGGGUGAGGGAGAGGCACAGGGAUGGAGGGGAGAAGGAGAGGGAGAGGGAAGGAAGGGAGGACGAAGGGAGGGGGUCUGGGGUGGGGCGAGGUGGAGGAAUGAUAGGGCUGCUGGCGAGGGAGAUACGGAGUGUGGCGGGGGAGGGUGGAAGAGGGGAGGGUGCGGAUGGGUGUGCGGCGAGACAGGAAGAGGGGCAAAGUAAAGGCUUACACAAUCGGGAUCAGGAGCAGAAGAAAGAUGACAAUCGGCGUGUGACUCGAAGCCGCAGCUUGCAUGCAAUCAUGUCAACCCAGGAGGGAGGCCCGUCGGCCAAUGCACUGCCUGGGGAAGGCCCUCGCAACGCGAGCCGUGGUGGUGGGAAGCGAGAGAGGCGCUUGAACGAGGUGUUGGCGGAGGAUGGGGAGGAGGGGGAGGGGGAGGGGGAUGUGGUGGAGGUGAGGGCGGGGAAAAGAGGGCGGGUGGAUGGACAUGGAGGAUGCGAUGGCGGAGGCGAUGGGGGAGGCGAUGGGGGAGGGGAGAGGAGGGAGAAAGGAGGGAAGGGAGGGGAGCUUGGGAGAGGAGGGAAGGGGGAAGAGGAGGAGAAGGUAGGGAAGGAGGGGAAUGAGAGAGGAGAGCAGGGAAGGAAGGGGGUGGAGGAACAGAAAGAAGAGAAGAAUGAAGAGGGGAUGGAGGAGAGGAGUGAGGAGAAGGCGGGGAUGGAGACAAAUAAGGAGGCGGGGUGCUUGAGGGGUGAGGCGGAGGCAGGGAGGAGACGCGAGGGCCAGAGCAAGGAGGGAGGAAGUAUGGUUGAGGAGAUUGCAGAAGAGGAGGGAGAAGAGGAGACGAGGGGGGAGGGGAAGGGAGGCAGACAGAAGAGGUGUGCGAAGGAAGAGAGUUACGGAAAGGCGGUGGGGGGAAUGGUAGAGGCAAGUGCAGAUCAGCAGCAAGGGAGGAGCGUGCGAGAUGUGCGUGGCGAGGGGGUGGAAGCGAAGGAGGAGGGACGUAUGGAAGAGGUGGGGUUGAGGAAUGGCAAGCAGGGGCGGGUGGCAGGGGGACAUGGUGGAGAGGUGGAGAUGGGGAAAGAGGGAGGACAGCAAGUGACUGGCGAAGCGCAGGGAGAAGAAAGCUGCAGGAGUAAGGAGUCAGGUGGGGUUCGAGUUGAUGCAGGGCAUGAGCUGGCACAUUAUGUGUUGAUGAGUGAUUCACCCGAUGAUGAUGGCGCUGCUGCUGCUCUCCCUGCUGUUCCUCCGCCUCCGCCUCCGCCUCCUGCUGCCGCUGUUACGGCUGCCACUGCUGCGGCUGCUGACGAGGGCAACGAUGGUAAUGGCGCUGCUGCUAGCAAGGCAUGUGGUGGUGGCACUGGUGGUAUAGCUUACAAGCGGCGUGGUGGGCUGGGGGGCGAACACGCUGCCGUAGCAAGGAAGCCUGGCGAGGGUGGGAAGGCAUGUGGUGAUGGUGGUGUGGCUGCAACUGCUGCGGCUGCUAGUGACGAUGGCAAUGGUGGUAAUGGCGCUGCUGCUGCUGCUAGCGAGGAGUCAGGUGGCACCAGUGUUAUUCCUUACAAGCGGAGUGGUGGGCAGGGGGCCGAACACGACGCUGCUCGCAACGGUCGUGAUGCUGGAGCUAGCAAGCAUGGUCGGGGUGGCACGGCAUGUGGCGAUGGUGUGCCUGCCACGAGUGCUGCUGAGGGCUCUCAGGCUCCUUCUACAGCUACAGCUACAGCUGGCGGUGUUAGGCAUGCUGUUACAGACGCAACGGUGGAUGUGAUUAGACUUGUUUCCCCGGAUGCACUCAAGGAUGCAGUUACACAUGCUUCUACAGAUGCUGCUUCAGGUGCUGCUACAGGUGGUGCUACAGGUCCCCCUACAGAUGCAGCUACAGGUGCCGCAACAAGUGCUGCCGCAGCAAAAGGAGCAAGCAGCAAUGUCGAGACAGUGAAUUCCGCUGCUGCUACCGUCAGAUAUGGAGGGGGAGGGAGGAGAGAAGGGAAGAGAGAAGGGACGAGAGAAGGGACGAGAAAAGGGGUGAGAGAAGGGGCGAGAGAAGGGACGAGAGAAGGGACGAGAGAAAGGACGAGAGAAGGUGCGAGAGAAGGGACGAGAGAAGGGACGAGAGGAAGGAGAGAAGGGAAACGGUUGAAGAUUAAUCAAGAGGCAGAUCAAGCAGGAAGGGAGGAAGAGGAACCAGAGGGGAAGAAGCAAAAGGAAGAGGAGGGAGAAAAGAGGGAAGAGGGGGGUAUGGCAGGUGCAGCUUGCGGCACUGACUCACCGCUGGCACAGAGUGCAGCUGAUAAGGCCGAUGGGGUGGAGGGGGGAGAGGGAGGGGAAGAAGGUGGUGGGGAAAGUGAGGGCGUGCAAGGGGGUGGAGGGGUGUGUGGGAGCAGUGAGGGCGGUAAGUGGGUUGAUGCGUCUGUAGUUUGCAACAGCUCCUCUCCUGAGGAGCAGGCAGAGGAGGAGCAGCCGGAGGAGGAGGGUGGGGAGCAGGAGGAGCAGGAGGAAGUGGAGGGGGGAAAGGAGGGGAAGGGGGAGGGGAAGUGGGGUGGUGGUAGGGAGCGGCAGGGUGCAAGGGACAUGUGGGGCGAUCUGGACUUGCGCAGUGGCUUGGACUCCGCCACUGGGCUUCUGUCCUCGCUGCAGAAAGGGGUUGCGAGUGCACCCACCCACACACCCACACACACACCCACCCGCACACCCAGUGGAGCACGGUGCAUGGCAGAAGUUCAGAGGGGAGUGCAGAAGAGGGUAGAGCGGCUAAAGGAGGGGGUUAGAGGUAGAGGGAGGCACCGAGGGCCACCUGAAGCACGCGGGGCACCUGACGCACCUGGGGCACCUGACGCAUCUGACGCAUCUGAAGCACCUGGGACACCUGAUUCACCUGGGGCGUCAGGGGCAUCAGAGGCACCUGAAGUACCUGGGGCACCGGGGGGACCUAGCGGAACAAGAAUUGAGACGAAAGAGGGGCGCGGAUCGGAGGAUGGUAAGACCAGCAGGGAGGGAAAGCGGAAAAGAGGAAAGAUUGAGGUUCCGAUGGGAGUGGGGCAGGCUGGAGGACGAGCAAGGAGGCUGAGAGGGGGGCCGGGUAGAGUGCAGGAAGGAGAUGAGGAUGUGGGAGAUGGUGGGGUGGAGAGGGUGAGUGGAGAGGGUGGUGGAAAGGAGGAAGAUGAGGAUUGGGGUGUUGUAGGCUGCAAGGGGUCGAGGGACGAUAGAGCGAGGAAGCAUGGAGUGAGGGAGGGGAUAGGUGCGAAGAAUAUUGGUGGAGGGGAGGAGGAGGAGGAUGAGAUGGAAAUGGAGGAAGUGGAGGAAGUGGAAAGGGAUGGGAUUGUUGAGGUGCGAACAUGGAAAGCAGGUGGAGGGAAGGCGGAUGAGAUGGGAUUAAGGGAAGUGGGACAGGAGGUGGAGGGAGAAAAGGGGAAGAGUGGGGGGUGGAAGGGUAGAGAGCGGGGAAGGGCGGAUGUUCAGGGAUUGGUGAAGGGUGUGGGUUCAUCAGAGACGAAGGGGGCGCCAUCUCGCUUGGCAGGGCAACUUGGGACAGGAGUGGGUUGCAUGGGCGUAGGGGAGGGGGGGCGUGAUGUGGCUGUGGUUGAUGGGGUGAGUGGAGCAAGCGUGGGGGAGGAAUCGGAGGAAGAGGAAGGUGAAGUGAGAGAGAGCCAAGAAGUGGAGGAGGUUGAAGAAGUGGGGGCAGAGGAAGAGGGUGGAGGGGAAAGUGCCCAAGAGGAGGAGGAAGAAGCAGAGGACGAUGAGGAGAGGGGGCAACGGGAUGAAUGGAGGGAAGAGGAGGACAAGGAGAAGGUAGAAGAGGAAGAGGAGAGAGGGAAAAGUUCCCAAGAGGAGGAGGAAGAAGUUGGUUCUGAGACGUCCCAAGACCAAUUUGUUAUCUCGUCAGGGGAUGAGGAGGGAGGGCAGAGUGCCCAAGAGGAGGAAGCAGAGGACGAUGAGGAAAUUAGGGGACGGGACGAGGGGAGGAAAGAGGAAAGGGAGGAGAAGGAAGAGGAGGGAGAGGAGGGAGAGGAGGGAGAGGAGGGAGAGAUGGAAGAGAAGGGAGUGAAGGGAGAGAACAGAGAGAAGAGAGGGAGGGGAGUGAAAAGAAGAGGGAGAAGAGGGUUGCUGGAGGGUGGCAAGGAGAGGAAGUGUGUGGUUCAAAGUGGGGCUGACAAUGGGCAGGCAAAGCAUAAGGAGGCGUCACACAGGGAGGUGAGGGUGGUGGAGCGGCGGCACUGCCACCAUGCUGAUGGAGCUCACGUGCAGGGUAUGCAGGGCAUGCAGGCAGGGGCACGUGGGGCAAGGCAGGCCGUGUGCCGAGGAGGGGAGGCACCGGGAGGGGAGGAAGAGCAAGGAGGAGAGGAGGAAGAGAAAGGAGGAGAGGAGGAAGAGGGAGGCAAGGAGGUGAAGUCAAGUGGAGAUGUGGUGGAGUCGCUCUCCCUUCAAUCACCUGCGCCUGUGCUUGUGUCACACCCUGUACAGUCACAUGUACACAGUGAUCAACCCUCUCACCCCCCUCACUCCUUGCACCCUCCUCACCCCUCUCACUCUUCUCACCCCUCGCACCGCCCUCACCCCCCUGCUGCUGCUACAUCGGAGCCGCGGCGGUCGUCACGGGUGAGCAAGAGGGCCGAGCAGAAGCAGCAGCGGGUGGCAGAGAGGCGGCGAGAGAUGGGCGAGGAUGUGAGGAAGCGGCUGGACGAGCUUCUUAGAGAGUGA
Messenger RNA from Closterium sp. Yama58-4, 8118 nucleotides. The record is from the annotation of a GenBank genome assembly. Lineage: Eukaryota; Viridiplantae; Streptophyta; Zygnematophyceae; Desmidiales; Closteriaceae.